Messenger RNA from Aspergillus steynii IBT 23096, 6735 nucleotides. RefSeq names its product putative nonribosomal peptide synthase. Gene Ontology annotation, molecular function: catalytic activity; phosphopantetheine binding. The coding region runs from base 1 to 6735 and encodes 2244 amino acids. NCBI's taxonomy places the organism in Eukaryota, Fungi, Ascomycota, Eurotiomycetes, Eurotiales, Aspergillaceae. Gene Ontology annotation, biological process: secondary metabolite biosynthetic process; amino acid activation for nonribosomal peptide biosynthetic process. The transcript has 6 exons. Gene Ontology annotation, cellular component: cytoplasm. The record is from RefSeq and is a predicted model, not a curated record.
AUGAGACGCUACAGGAGCCGGGUACAGGUAAUGGCUUCUGUGAAACAUGAGAAGGCAACAACAAAAUACUGGGAAGAUGCAUUGCAAGGGUUCAUCGGGGUUUGCGAGCGACAACAUCCCGUUCUGUCGUGCGCGCGCAUAACCCUCGAACCAGACUACCCCUCGACCUUGUCACACACACUGCCGUUGCAGACAUCUUGUGACGAGCUGAAAUGUUUUGCAGAGCGGCUUGGCCUAAGAUCAACUGGGACGGUUUUACGCACAGCGUUUGCCUAUAUCCUAUCAGAAUACCUUGAGCUCGACAGAGUGAUCCUGGGAGAAGCGAUUCCAAGUAUCAGCUCCGCGGAUUCCGGCUCGAUAGUCCCAGUACGCGUUGUGCUUUCUCUUCAAGAUCAAGCAGAAGAGCUUUUGCGCCGAGUUGAUGACUUGGUUACAGGGCCUAACUUGAUGAGAGUCAUACCGUCGGAGACAAUUAGAGACAUUUUGAAAUGCCCUCCUUCACAAAGUCCCUUCAACGCGCUUUUUACACAUGAGGAUACCUGCCAUGUUGCUAUCGAGCCCACUCUGCAUCACCCGCAAUCAGGACAAACAACGCCGCCCAUAUCGCUAACCGUUGGACGUACCGAGCAAGACACGCUAUCCUGCACACUUUCUGUUCGCGCCGACUUGAUGGACACUGCCCAUCUCGAACUGGUGUCGCAGCAGAUCGAAGCUUUGACAACCGCCAUAGUCGCGCAUCCCACCGAGCCAGUUGGAGCUCUAACUGCACUCUUUCCCCAGCCCCUCCUCUCCAUAUUCACCCCAUCGGUGAGCAAACAACUGGAGAAUGCUCCAAAUCUAUCCCCGUUCCAUUGGGUAGACCACUGGGCCACCUCGAACCCGAACUGGCCAGCCGUGGAAGUCAUCGAAUCGAUCAACGAGGAUACGAUGGAUUCUCGAAGCUGGUCAUAUGCAGAGCUGGCGCAAACAUCCAACCGAAUCUCCAGCUGGUUGGUUCGCCGUGGCUGGCGCAAUAGCAUGAUUGGGGAGGUCUUGGGGGACGUGGUUCCCCCUGAGGGGUGCGAGGUGGUUGAUAUUAAUAGCGAUGAGUUUCGUGAGAAGAUUGAGAGUAUCGAGGAACUGGCUCCAGUUGAUGCACUGCCGUCUGACAAUUGCUAUCUUCUGUAUACCUCUGGGUCUACGGGGUUGCCUAAGGGGGUUUUGGUCAGCCGUGGUAAUCUGUCUGCUUUCACUGAGGCGCAGUCUGAGUAUAUCUGUCGGGAUGUACCGAACACGCUCACGCUGGGUGGUACAGGUAGCUAUCUAGCCCAUGCCAGUCGGGCCUUUGACGUCCAUCUAUGCGAGAUGGUGCUGGGGUGGCGGCAUGGACUUCGUCUAGUGACAGCGCCACGGACGAUGCUGCUCGAUAACCUGCGUACAGUGCUCACACGAUGCCGCAUAUCACACGCCGGGUUUGUUCCUUCGCUACUCGAACACACGGGCGUCAGUGCCGAGCAGUUGCCCGAUCUUCGAUAUCUAGGAGUCGGUGGUGAGAAAAUCUCCGAGACGAUCAUUGAACGCUUUGUCGGGAAACCAUCCAUUGCCUUGGUGAACGCAUACGGACCAACAGAGGUGACAAUCGGCUUGACAAGCCACACGGUGACGACCUCUUCGACAGUGCGAAACAUUGGCUCAGCUGUGGGCAAGAUCACACUUCAUGUGCUUGAGCCAGAAACCAACAACUAUGUCAAGCGAGCCCAGGUAGGCGAGCUCUGCGUUACGGGUGAUCUCGUAGCCAAGGGAUACCACGGAAGGCCUGGUGCAAAGGGCUUCGCCGACUUCCACGGCCAACACAUGUAUCGAACAGGAGACAUGGUGCGACUCAUGGCCAACAACUGCGUUGAAUAUCUCGGCCGACGAGACAGUCAAGCCAAAGUCCGGGGCCAGCGUCUGGAGCUUGAGGAAGUCUCCAUUGCAGUUCGUCGAUGCGCGAACCGUCCAGCAAAUGUCACAUCCAUCGUGACGCCUUCGCCUAUCACGAAACGGCCGCAGCUGGUAACCUUCAUCAGCCCUGCCAGUGAUAGGCCUGAGAAAAUAUCCACUCAGCCAGAGUUUGUGAAAGAGGAGUAUCGGGAUUGGGUUCCACAGGUCCUGGAGCGUUGUCGUCAGCAACUACCAGCUUACAUGGUUCCCAGUGUGUUGCUCCCUCUUAGCUUUAUACCAAUUCAGAUAUCUGGCAAGGCAGAUAACCGUCGCUUGGUGGCUCUGUACGAGAGCAUUCCUGCUUCAGACCUUCUUCACGAGGCGAAUGGGAGCGCACUUCAUGGUCAGGGUUCAGGGCCAGAUGAUACACCGCUCACAGCGGACGAGCAGCAAGUCUGUGAUGUUGUUUGCGCAGUUACGUCGGCAGAUGCUCGAGAUAUCACGAAGAACACAAGCAUCUUCAAGCUGGGAAUCGACAGCCUCAGCUCGCUGGGUCUGGUCGCUCAGAUGCGCAAAAUUGGCUAUGUCUGCUCUGCGGCUGAUAUUCUGCGAAACGAUACGAUUGUGCAAUUGGCGAAUCUACCAAGACGCACCAACGGCUCAAUGCUAAGAAGCGUGGAUUCUGUAUUCGAAGCUCAAGUCUCUGAAGCUAUGCACCAGUUGGAGGAACUUGAUCAAACGUUCCGACGCUUACCAAAGUCCAUUCCAAACUCCUCGAUUGCCAUCAUUCGGCCCUGUCUGCCUCUCCAGGAAAGCCUUGUCUCCAACUCUAUGGACAAUCCAACCCCAUUGUAUGUCAAUCAUAUUAUGCUUCGGUUAGGUCCCUCAACUUCGCUUGAGCAUUUGAAAUCAGCAUUCGAGGAUUUGAUCCAGGAGAACGAAAUAUUCCGCACCUGCUUUCAGGUCAUGGACGAUCAGGUGGUACAAGUGGUCUUAAAGCCUCGAGUCGUUCGCAUGCCAUGGGAUGAAAUCGAAAGCUCUGACGAAGAAGACGCCCGGCAUCAGGUUGUGGGUGGCAUUGAAACACGUCCUCCGCUUCAUUUCACCGCCGCUUCAUCAAGCGAUGAUGACCACCCAGGGUGGCUCAUGCUUAUGAACAUCCUUCUUGACCGGCUAUACUUGCAUUGCACUGGGGAGAGGUCUAUGUCUCGUAUUGAUCUCACUCCUCUUUACCAGCAUUUUAUGAUUUCGACCGAAAAGGAUGCUGAGAGGCAUUGGUCCCGUUAUCUCGCUGGCUAUAGACCUGGCAUAAUUUCCACAGAGGACACAAGCGAUGUCCCAUAUACCAUUGUCACGGAGAAGGUGACAUCGACUUUAUCCGCACUCUCUAGACUUGCCUCCAAAAUCUCAACCACCACGCCCCUAGUCCUAGAAACAAUCUGGGCAAUCGCACUCGCAAAGUUCCUAGGCCAUGGAGACGUCAUGUUCGGCCGGGUCAUGAACGGACGAGCGAUACCCGUGGACUCAGUAGAGACGAUGCUGAUCCCUCUCGUAACGACGGUCCCUGCUCGACUUCGCAUAGAUACAUCCAGCCUGGUCGAGCUGAUCAAAAGACACACCCGAGCGAGCCUGGAGUGCCUGCCUUACCAGCAUACGCCGCUCCGCGCAAUUCAACGAUAUGUUCGGGCAUCGGGUCCGUUGUUUAACUCUAUGUUCUCAUAUGUCGCGAUGCGACCGUCGCCUGUCGAGCCGUUGCUGCAGGAAAUAGACAGCGUCAUGGAGGUCGAUUAUCCUCUUGCGUUGGAGGUUAGAGCCGACGCAGAGACGGACUCUGUUACGCUGCGGUUGAGAGCUGCUGGCGAUCCUUCUGUGGCUCAAAAUGCCCAUGCGAUCAUUAGUACCAUGUUGAUUCUGCUGCAGAAUCUAGAGUCUAGUGGAGACGCACCGAUCGAUGUGGGAGAGUUUGGCCAAGAGCAAGAACAAAAGCCAACCACUUGGGACGAGAACUGCUGGGCUGAAGGCGAAGCGGAAAUCCGCAGCGUCUUGUCCGAAGUCACUGGUGUGUCGGAAUUGCAAAUCUCCAAAAAUAUCUCUUUCUUUGCCUUGGGAAUUGACUCGGUGAUCUCCAUUCGGCUUGCUCGUUGUCUCCAGGAAAAAGGUGUCAAAGCUUCGUCGAGUGAAGUUUUGAAAUACCCAUCUGUUGGGUCCCUGUAUGAUCAUCUGCAGAAAGCUUCUAUCGUCGCCCCCAUAUCGCAGGUGGAAAAGCCUCCAGUGUAUGUCAAUCUCAAUGUUGAGUUACUUCACGCGGACGACUCAAUCAUCGAGAAGCUUUAUCAAGAGACGGAGAUUAAUAUGGGUUCAUUUGCUUCCGCUGCCCGUACAGUUACAAACGCGCGGGAUAAGUCCACCCAGUUCUGGGUCGACGCCGUCACAGACUACGAACAUGCUGGACUACCGGUGUCAUUAGACCCUAGGGUCGAAUCCCAAACCAAAUGGGCACAAGUAAAGGUGCAGACUCCAGUCGCUGAUCUCUUGCGCCUCUGCAGCUCCCUUGAGGUGACGAUGCAGACCGUCGCACUGCUCGCCUACGGGAGAUCGCUGGCAUUGCUGUUAGGCCAGCGAGACGUGGUGUUCGGUCAUGUCGUUUCCGGUCGUGCCCUAGAUGAUGGCACAGCAUCAAUCAUCGGUCCUCUUCUCAACACCGUGCCAUUCCGUCUGACACUGGAUCCAAUUCUUCGGAACACUCGCUCAGUCUUACAGUAUAUACAACGUUUCUGCGCAGACUCUCUCCAUCACCACCAUGCAUCUUUGGCGGAAGUUCAGCGCGCUUGGCGAUUGUCGGGCAAAAGCGCCAAUCCUGCACUAUUCGAUGCGCUGUUCACGUUCAACAGGUCCGAGAGCCUAGAUCCCGCGUCCUUGUUCCAGCCCUACGUCUCGGACCUCGAGCCUGCUCCUCCCCAUUACAGGCUGAAUGUGGAAUUUGAACAGGCUCCGGAAUUCCUUCUGAUCCGGGUAUCCUGUCGUGGCAUUCUGGUUGGGGAGAAUGAACUCGAGGCCUGGCUUGAAACUCUCGCUCUUGGGUUCGUCGAUAUCGUCAGCUCCCCUGAUGCUCCCGUCUUGAGCUUCCCAGUUCUGCUUAGGUCGCUGCCCCUGAAUGCAUCUCCUCAGCUAGUGGAAGAUGAGGACGUGACAGCGACAGGACAGCAGCUUGCGAUUAUUAAAGAGAUACUCGCGACAGUCACAAGGACGCCGGUGGCAGAGAUCCGUGACAGCAGCAGUAUCUUUACUCUCGGGGUGGACUCCAUCCUGGCGAUGGAUAUUAGUGCAAAAUGCCGAGAUUCGCACAUCAAACUGUCUGUGAGCGAUAUCCUCCAGGGAAAGACAGUGCAAGGCAUCGCAAGGCUCGCAGCCAAACGUCUUGCUGCGUCUUCCGAGCCCAUAAAGUCUAGCGCUCCUGAGUCCAUAAUCGACUCAGAAACCAAAGCGAGGGCUCUGGAGGCGCUUUCUCUAGCAGAAGGCGAUGUUGAUGCCGUGCUGCCCUGUCUUAGCGGUCAGACCUUCUACAUCUCGCGCUGGCUACAAAGCGGUCGACGUCUGUGGGAAUUCACAUUUGCUUUCAAAAGCAAUGUUCGGCUUGACGUGGACCAACUCCAGUAUGCCUGGCAUCUCUUGCAGCAAAGACACAGUGUUCUCCGUACCUCCUUCGCCGCUAUAUCUCCCAACGACGUUGUGCAAGUCGUAUCCAAGCCACACAAAGCGAGCGGAGAGGUCCAUAUCAACAAGCUAGUAUGCGCCGAGCAUACCCAUGCCCUACGAGACCUAGUGCAACAAAUCGCCUCAAUGCCAUCAACUCUAUCCAAACCGCCCGCAAGGCUUCACCUGCUGCAAUCCCGCGACUCGGACGUCCUUCUCCUCACCCUUCACCACGCCCUCUACGACGCCUUCUCCCUUCCCAUCCUCCUCCAAGACCUCGAAGCCCUCUACCUCAACACCUCUCUCCCCUUCCCCAUCGACUUCUCCUCUUUCAUCUCCCAAGCCCAGCGCGAACCCAAUCCCCACUACUGGAACGCCGCACUCCGCAACGCCCAACCCACCAUCCUGGGCUCCAACACCUCUACCCCCCAAGCCUUCCAGUCCCUCAAAUCCUCACAGGCCCAGUUCCCACACAAUCUCACCGCCGUCGAGACUCUCUGCCGCCAACACGGCAUCUCUCUGCCCGCUCUCAUCCUGCUGGCUAUCGGUCGCGCCCUCGCUCGCGUCACAGGCGCCACGAAUCCAACCUUCGGCCUCUUUCAGGCCGGUCGAUCAAGUGACUUCCCAGGACUCGAUGAGAUGGCUGGGCCCAGCGUCAAUGUCCUGCCGUUUGUGGUGCAGGAUGCGCUUUCUGCCCUUGACAUUGUGGCUGCUUCUAUUCAGCGCGAUCUUGCUGAACGUGCGCUGCAUGAUCAGGCGGAUCUGAGGCGGCUGAUGAAGGCAGAGGGGUCUGAAGUUGUGUUUAAUGUUUUGGUUAAUAUUGUGGUGGGAAAUUCCCUGCGAAAUGGGGCUAGGGGUGAAGAUUCUGAGGGUGUGUUCACGCCAUUACCAUUUGCGCUAGAUGAUGAUAGUGGGUUGGGAGAAUUGCCUUCAGUUGCUAGGAAGACGUCCGUUGAUGGCUUGGAUUGUGAUGAGUUGCCGUGCAGAAGUAAUGUGAUGCUGGAGGUGGGUUAUAGUGAGGUGGAUGAUGCGUUGGUGUGGAAGGUUGAUUAUACGGAGGGCUUGUUGAGUGAGCAGGAAACAGGGCGGUUUUUGGGAGUGGUUGAGGAGGAGGUUAAGGGGGUUCUUGCUUGUCUUUAG